ACCCCAUGGCACUUCACACUUCAGCUGUGGUUUGCCCAAAUUCACAUACCUUGUCUGGCUCUGGAGCUGCCCAUGAACUGCAGCCCACACACUGGCAGAAGUAUUUUGUUUGACCCAGUCAAUGUUUUUAAAAACGUGAGGUAACCUUUGAAAACCAGUAGACUUCACACAUAAAUCUGAAUUUCUGACUUCUUUGGAAAUUGAGAAGGUGUGGCCACGUUGUGUUCCCAUACCCAAAUGACAUGUUGUGGUUGCCUGUUAGAUAAUAGGCAUGUUCUCCACAGUCCCCACACUCUCUAGUUUCCCUGACAGCCAGCAUCCAUGACCUUUUAUCACAGUUUGGCAACACUCUUUUCCUUAUAAUUAGGAAAUCAGCUCUGUUGGUCCCUACCAAAAGUUGGAACAUGUAAGGCAAAUGGGUCACAUGAGUCAAGAAAAUAGGAUACUUAUGUGUCCCACAAGUAGUAAUUGGUAACUGCCUUCAUGCCAGGCUUGACAGUGGCUGCUGGAGCCACGGCAGGGACCAGAACGGAUGAAGUGCUUUUUCUCCAGGGCCACUGUUGCUCUCUUCGCAUCCGUGGAGCUGUGGGACUGACUGGCUCCACCCAUCUGACCUCCCCAGCUGGCCUGGAUGGUUCAGUUUCUCCCCUGGUGUGAAAGCCUGCAUUUAUGUCCAGGGUCAUCUGUGACAACUUUGUAGACUCUACUGGGUACCCACUGCCCAUCAGGGGCUGGCACAACAGAAAUGCUCAAGAAAUGUCUGUGGAAUGGGUUAGCUAAUUCCACCUCUCUCCUAGGCUGUGCUUGUCAGUGCCGAUUCUACAGGAUUUACUGUCAAAGGUCAGUGCAUAGUAGGUGCUCAGUCAAUGUCAGUUGGAGGAAUGGGUUCAGGAUCAGAGGGGAGUGUGACAAGGAAAGUGUAGGCUUCCUGAAGACAGAGCCCUGGGAGAGGAAGAAAAAGGGACAGACAUUAACAGCCCCUCGCAAGAGCUUAUGUCUUCCUCCCAGUAACCCUGGAGGGACACCUGAGGAAAGCUCCUUGGCCAAACUCAGACUCUGGGAGUCAGGGAGGAGGAGGCUUGGCUGUCUGCAAGGUCCACUCUCUUCUCACCUGGGCAGAGGACUCCACAGGAUCAGCUGAUUCUCCUCUUCUGGUUCCUGUGUGUACUCAUUUAUCAGACUCCUUUCCCUACAAACUCUUUCAGCAAAAGCUUAAUACUAUGUGAGAAAGGUGUAGGUGCUGUAGGGCUCCUAUCCUGCACUUAGUAGUUCAGCUAGUAAAAGAAACCCAGCCCACAGAGGCCACCAAGCACUCCUGGGCAGAGUGGUGGAUGUGGGGCAUCCCUCCAACUGAGCCUGAUGACCACUAGUGUGGCAGAUGGAGCACGGGUGGGGGAGGAAGUCCCAGGUGGAACUUCUGCCCAGUGUGGGUGAUGGCUGCAGAAAGCAAAGGCUGGGCCUGAGCCUGUCUGGGUUCUUCCACCUCAGCUCAGCUCUCCCCCAGUCUCACAGCGCCUGAAAUCCUGUCACUGACACAGGGAGGAGAGUUGGGCGAUUCUGUAAGCCCAAUGGCCAAGGCUCUGAGGUUUUGUACCUUGUCAGCGCCGUCUAAAUGCUUCUUCCUCCCGAAGCCUUCCCGGGGCAGAAGGCGAGCUCUCGGCUCUAGCUGGGCUCCUGGGGACCCAGCUGGCUCUGGGCUUUGUAUUUGCGUGUGCGUCCCGCCUCCCCGCCCACCCGCCUGCGUGCUCCUGCGGUCCCGCGUGCCUUUCUGCACGAGGCCAGCACCCAGCAAAUACCUCUGGAUUGAACCACGAAUUGCUCAGCCCGGCCUUUGGGAUCUUGGGUCGCUUGGGCGCAGGCCCGGUUCAACAAGUGAGGGCCAGGCCGCGGGUUCCCGCCCGGCGGCUUCGCGCCUCCCCAGGCGCCUCGGGCGCGUCAGGCCGGGCCCAGUUGGGCGAGUUUCAUUUCAUCACCCGCUGGGCGUGCAAGCGCCGGUGCAAAUAACGUUGCCCUCCCCACCCUCCUCUUCCCUGCUCCCUCCGAAACUCCCGUUUGCAAACGCUAGCACGCCCGGCUGGGAGGUCCCAGGCGGGGGCCGGGCGGGCUGGGCGGUCGGUGCUGCUGGGCACUGGGUGCCGGCGCCCGCCCCCGCCCGUCCGCCCCGCCCGGGCCGCGAGGCCAGCUCACCGGCAGCGGAAUGGAAACCGGUUCGACAGGUAACAAAUAGGUGGGUUGUCACCGUUAUUUCCCAACGCAUGCGCCAUCGCUCCCCGGGCCACUCCAAGCUAAUUAGAUCGGAUCACCCCCCCUCGUCCCGCCCCAGCCACCAACACACACCGCCGCGAGCCAAUAAAGCGUGAACCUGUCUGUCCGGCUCGCACUUUAAGACUUCCCGAUCGGCCGAGGGGACGCCAGUCGAGUCGGGAGACGCCUACCUGCCGCUUCCCCGCCGCCGGUGCACCUGGCUGCAAGGGCUCUCCUUCCGAGCGAGGACCGCAACACUCCGCGAAGUUGGAACGGGCGCGCGCCGUCCGGGCACUGUCUUUCCGCGGAACGUGGGGUCGCCUCGACGAUUCCUCCCCUGAACUGCCCCUUCCUGCGCCUCCAACCCAGCCCGGGAAAGGUGGCACGGCCCCCGCUCUAGUUACGGAAACGGACCGCGCCGGACCAGGAGCGUUCGAAAAUGCCCCGCGCGUUCCUGGUGAAGAAGCCGUGCGUCUCCACGUGCAAGAGGAACUGGAGCGAGCUGCCCGAUGAGGAGCGCGGCGAGAUCUACGUGCCAGUCAGCCUGGGCUUCUGCCCACCACAGCCCUACCGGGAGCCAGAGCCAUCAGUGGCCGAACCCCCUUCCUGCCCCCUGGCUUUGGACAUGAGCCUUCGGGACUCCAGCUAUAGUGCUGCCCCAGGACCCUGCGUGGUGGCCCAGCUGCCCUCUGAGGAUGUGGGCCGCCUGACCGACCCCCAGAGCAGAGACCAGGGUUUCCUGCGAACCAAGAUGAAGGUGACCCUGGGGGAUAGUCCUAGUGGAGACCUCUUCACCUGCCACAUCUGCCAGAAGGCCUUCACCUACCAGCGCAUGCUGAAUCGCCACAUGAAAUGUCACAAUGACGUUAAGAGGCACCUGUGCACGUACUGUGGGAAGGGCUUCAACGAUACCUUUGACCUCAAGAGGCACGUCCGAACCCACACUGGUGUGAGACCCUACAAGUGCAGCCUGUGCGACAAGGCCUUCACGCAGCGCUGCUCUCUGGAGUCUCACCUCAAGAAGAUCCACGGCGUGCAGCAGAAGUAUGCGUACAAGGAGCGCAGGGCCAAGCUCUACGUGUGCGAGGAGUGUGGCUGCACGUCCGAGAGCCAGGAGGGCCACAUCCUGCACCUCAAGGAGCACCACCCUGACAGCCCGCUGCUGCGCAAGACCUCCAAGAAGGUGGCUGUGGCCCUGCAGAACACUGUCACUUCCCUGCUGCAGGGCAGUCCCCACCUCUGAGCAGCUCCAGCCCCAGGGGUGCUACCAGAGGACCCCAGAGGGUUCAGGGUCGCCUCCCUGCUGCCCGGCCAGUCCGCUCUCCUGUGGCCUCUCCUCAGGAGGACGCUGACAUCAGGACUGGAGCCCGGGCCUUCCCCGCCGGCACAUGUGCUCACUCGGCUGAUGCUGACCUCUGCUCAUUUCUCUGUUUGUCUUAUGGGCAGAGGCUGCUCUGGGCCUGGAGGACAUGCGGAUGUCUGGGCAGGGGUGAGGCCAAGUGAUUAGCAGCUGCCAUCUACAGAGACAGGCACUGCUUCCCUGGCAGCAGGACUUCCUUCCCAGGGGCGUGCGGUGAGAGGGAUCCUGUUGCCCUGGGCCCUGAGCACAGGUCAGGGGCUGCAGGUCCCCUUGGACAGCAGAGUCAAGAGCCCUGGCAAGGAACAGCCUGUGAAGACCCACGUGGGGCCUGGCGGAGGCUUGCACAACUGCAGGCCACGUGUGCGUGCACAGCCGUGUGCGCAUGUGUGCAUGCAGACUGCUCCGUGUGUGCACAGAGGUGCGUGCAGGAGGCCUUUUCAUGUAUCACCUCAUUUUUUUAAAAUCACGGUGCCAAGGAGGUUUUAUUUCCUCUUUUAAAAUAUGACAAAUGUACAGAUAUUAAUAUAUGUUUGGUGCCUGUGGCGACGGUUUUUCACAGAGGGGGGAGCUGGCUUUUCUCCUCCCUGCGUGGUUCUAUUUAUCCUGGACAUUUCAAACUUCUCUGUGCCUUAACUCUGGGGCGCCUACCCCAAGCGCCCCGUCCUCUGAGUUAUCCACCCGAAGACCCUCCUCCGGGCCCUCCCCGGUUGCUGCUCCUCCUGUCCUUCCCCGUCUGCUGGACAGCGCUCACUUCUGCUCCUCCCUCCAGACUCUGCCUCCCUCCUCCUCUCCUGGCAAUCCCAGGUUCCUUGCACUGUUGGUGGUUCCAGGCUGAGGGCAGAGGUCAGCCAGUUGGGACAGUGAGUCUGUGAUGGGCAGUCUGCCACCAGCAGCACCAUGGCAAGCACAGGCAGGGCUGGAAAGCCAGCCCUUUUCCUGGGUGAGUCAAAAACCCUAGCACAGCAGCUGACGGUUCGGGCAAAAAAAUCAACACGCCCGAGAGUUCCAGAGGGAAGAGAGUAUGAGAUGGCUAAUAAAUUCUCUCUGUCGCCUUUUUCCUGACUGUUUUCUAAAUGGCAAGACUGGGUUUUGAGUGCCUCAGCUAGUUGGUCAGACCCCCUUGGCGUGGCCGGGUAUCCUGCUAAUAACAGCAAAGUGCUGUGGGUCAAAAGGGUGUUUUUCUUGUGGGUCAGAGGAGAUGGGCACAGGCCACAGCCAGCCUGCUGGAGAGCAAGGGAGGCAGACUCACCAGAAGGCUAUGGAAUGCAGCCUGGGCAGCCUAGCACAGCAGACCCCAUCAGAACCAGUCAUGGCCUCCCUGCUGGGAAGGUGCAGUGCCCGUAUGGACUCUCAGGCUGAGCUGAGAGGAAAGAGCCUUCUUGAACCGAGCUGGACAUAAAGCUGGACACAGACUCUGCAGACCUGUUUUCAUUCUACUGUCCUGUGUGGGAGCUAUUGUAUUCAGAAAGUUCUAGAGUAUAAAAUGACAUUAUCUGGGAGUGGUUUGUGUUUACAUUUUUGCCUCCCUGGGUUCAUUACCAAGCUGAGGCCAUCAUGAGUUUCUGUGUUUUCUGUCUUAUUUUAUGACCUUCCCUUCAACUAGUAAAAUCAGAG
Molecule: messenger RNA, 5218 nt
Organism: Sciurus carolinensis (gray squirrel)
Lineage: Eukaryota; Metazoa; Chordata; Mammalia; Rodentia; Sciuridae
Gene: Ovol1
Product: ovo like transcriptional repressor 1
Exons: 4
Coding region: 2684-3487 (267 amino acids)
Biological process (GO): epidermal cell differentiation; regulation of transcription by RNA polymerase II
Cellular component (GO): nucleus
Molecular function (GO): DNA-binding transcription factor activity, RNA polymerase II-specific; RNA polymerase II cis-regulatory region sequence-specific DNA binding
Source: RefSeq, a predicted model, not a curated record